UGUGAUGAAGCACAGCCCACGUGCGAAAGUUGCAUGCGCGAUGAUCGUACCUGCACGUAUCAAAGGCCACCAGACUCAGCCCGACGCACAGUAUCCAGCCAAUCAACAGAUGCUAUUUCCGAAACUACAUCGUACACAGGAAUUCCUAUGUCGCAAGGUGUAUCGAGUACAAUGGAACACAGCAAUACAACGUCACCAUCCGUCACGACUUCCUUGGACCCGCGCUUCCUGUCUCCAAUAACGUCCUCACUGCAGAGCUCAGACCUUUCAUUCAACCUACGCCAUAUGCAGUUGUUUAGUCAUUUCAUCUUCGAGACGUUGCCAAGCCUCGCAGAAACGGGGUCGGUGGACCAUAACCAAACACGUACCAUGAUGCCGAUGAUGCUCUCACAGCUGUACACCCUGUACCAACUUCUGGCCCUGUCUGCCAUGCAUAUGAGUUACACACACAUGGAAGAGGCAAGCCGGCAUCUUGAGGAAGCUAGAACUCUCCAGACCCAGGCUUUGUGCGCGUUCAACGAUGCUCAUAUGGAAGUUACAGUAGAGAACUGCGUGCCCAUGUUGUCAUUCUCUACCUUCAUUGGCUUGCACGCCCUUGCUGAGGUCGCUGGAAAUGCCGAUGCGGGUGCGGGCGGGGUCUUGGACGGGUUCGUCACGUACAUGAACUUGCAUCGAGGGGUUCGAGCUAUUAUCUCGCAAUCCUGGACUUUCCUAAACCAAACCAGCGUUGCCUCCAUCAUAGAAUGCGCAGAGAACGCGAUCAACCAUGCAUCGUUUUCCCAUCGGGAAACAGCAGUAGCAGUCGCCCACCGCUUGCACACCUUGCUAGACCAAGCGGACAUGAGCGAGCGUUCUCGACAAGUCUGUCGUGUGGCUGCAUCCCAGCUGAAUAUUGUUUACCAGACAGAUUCGGACUCAGCAGCGCCUGGAUCUGGUUUGAUUUGGGUGUGGCCUAUCAACCUGUCUAGCGAGUUCACGGAUCUGUUGUCCAUGCGCAAACCGGAAGCACUGAUCAUCCUUGCCCACUACGCGGUGCUGCUGCAUCGCCGGAGACGCGUGUGGCUUGUCGGCAAUGUCGGCGGGAUACUAAUCCAAGAAAUUUCCAAGUUUUUGGGUACCUUCUGGAAGACUUGGCUCGAUUGGCCGAAUGAGAUAAUAGCGCAACACCAGGGCGAUACGUCGUAG
This is a messenger RNA of Periconia digitata, 1185 nucleotides long. NCBI's taxonomy places the organism in Eukaryota, Fungi, Ascomycota, Dothideomycetes, Pleosporales, Periconiaceae. The record is from the annotation of a GenBank genome assembly.